CAGAGCACCGGUUGCUGUGCAAGUGUACGGCGCCGAGUCUUUUUUCCUCGCGGAGAUCGCCAUCCAUCCACUCACGACUGAUGAGUGACCCAUCAGACUCAUCAGACUGUGACUUGUCAAAGAAAUGACUUUUCGUCUGCUUGUGUUUCCACGGCUUGAUCGCAUCUACGAGCAUCUGCUUCUCCCUUUAGAGCGCGACCCUUCUUGCUGCGUGGAAGGACCCAAACCGUGUUUGCACCAAGCGAGCCGUUCCUCCUUCCCUGCGCGCUUCUGCGAAAGUACACGAGCAGAUAGGAUCGCCAUCGCGCGGACCUCGACAGCCUCUUCAAAAUGGUCUCUGUCAGUCAAAGCGCUCCUGGAUCGGGCACAUCCACUCCCACGAUGAGCGGCACGCAUAUACCUAGAAAGUCGGGCACAGAGACCAGCGAAGGCUUUACAGCUUCAUCGCCACCCUCUCGUCAACUCUCUCUGCGCGACAAAUUGGCUCGCUUUGCUCCUAUCGGCAAGCGCAAUCGCAAAUCAGGAGGAGGCGUGGGAGGGGAGAAUGGACAUGGGAGUCGAGCUGCUUCUGCGGAUGAAGCUUACGAUCGACAGGAUACCAAAGGGAGCAGCGUCAGCGGCACGGACAAAUCCGUCGUCAAGGCUGCUCGUGCGGCGGAACAGGAACAGCUGAGAAGGGCUGUGCUGGUCAGACGUCAAGAGAGCGACCUGAGAGCCAGCCAAAUUGAAACGCCGGAGCAGCGCGGCAAGUAUGGUCAAGGCAUCCCACCUUCAGGUUGGGCAGACGAUGAGGCGAGCAUGCUCAAGCUGCAAGAUGUCAAGCCCGAACAAGUCGACAGCGGCUCCUUGUACAAGAAGCAGGUGGUGCUCAGGGCCAGGGUGCACGCCAAACGCGCAAUCUCGCCGCAUUUGGGUUUCCUCGUCCUGAGACAACAGCACACCACGCUGCAAGCUGUCAUUGCAGAGGAAGCUGGCUCAAAGCAAGGAGUGACGCAGCACAUGGUCAGGUGGGCAGAGAGACUGCACCAGGAAAGCAUCGUGUUCGUCAGAGGCGACAUCGUCAAGCCCAAGGUCAAGGUCAUUGGCGCCAGCAUACACGAGGCGGAGUUGCACGUGACGGAUCUCUUUCUCGUUGCCGCUCCCACCGUCGAGCUGCCUUUUAGCGUGUACGAAGCUGAUAGGCCUCCUGCUGAGCUCGUAGAGCAGCGAGAAGGACUUCGACGCCAACAGCUCAAGGUGGCGAAUGGUAAUGCCGAUAGCGAUGAGGAAUCUGAUCCCGAACGCGACGUCUCCGAGAGCGAAGAGGAGCGCAUAGAGGGCUCCGAUGCAAUCGCUGCGCUGCCCAGCCAUGCUCAUCAGCACGUCAACGCAAAGGGCGCGUCCUCCUCGAGGUCACCACCGGCUCUGACCAAACGCGUUCGAUUGACCAAUCGAGUUUUGGACCUGCGUUCGCCCGCCUCGCAAAGCAUCUUUCGCAUUCAAUCGCUCGUCUCGACCAUCUUUAGGACUUCGCUGCUGAUGCAAGGCUUCCUGGAGAUCCAUACCCCAAAGCUCCAAGCCGGUUCUUCCGAGUCUGGCUCGAGCGUCUUUCAGCUGGACUACUUUGGCCGCCCGGCCUUUUUGGCGCAAUCUCCUCAGCUCUACAAGCAGCUGGCCAUCUCGAGCGACUUGCAGAGGGUGUUUGAAGUCGGACCCGUCUUUAGAGCAGAGAACAGCAAUACGUCCAGACAUUUGACCGAAUACACCGGUCUGGAUGUGGAGAUGCAAAUCAUACGAACUUAUCACGAGGCGAUCAAGGUCAUCGAUGCGAUGCUCAAGGACGUCUUUGGUGCGAUCCGCAAAAACAUGCCGCGCGAGGAGCAAAUCGUUCGAGAUCACUUUGGCGGUGGAGAGUGCGUCUGGAUCGAAGAGACGCCAAUUUUGACUUUUCAGGAGGGAAUCAGGAUGCUGCGCGAGUCGGGAUGGAAAGAAGAGGAUGGCAGCGACCCGAGCGAGGAUGAAGACUUGGCCACUCGCACCGAGCACCGUUUGUGCGAAUUGGUCAAGGAAAAGUACGGCACGGAUUACUUUAUCCUCGACAAGUUUCCCGUCUCUGCUAGGCCUUUCUACACCAUGCCCGAUCCCGAAUUGCCUGGCUUCACCAACAGCUUUGACAUUUUCUUGAGAGGCACGGAAAUCUCUUCGGGCGGCCAGCGCAUUCACGAUGCGAAGGAGCUAGAAGAUAACAUAAGGCAUAUGGGACUGGACACGAGAGCGCUGCAAGAAUAUCUCGACGGUUUCAGGUACGGCAUGAGUCCUCACGCCGGUUGCGGCUUUGGUCUAGAGCGCAUCGUGACCACCUUCCUUGGACUUGGUGAUGUCCGUUGGGCAAGUCUGUUCCACAGAGAUCCGAGAAGUCUGCCUGCGGACAAUCGACCUCCGCCCUUGCGCCACGCCGACGCCGAUACGGUCGCCAUUGCAGCCCAGCUAGCUUCUUCGGCAGGAGCGAGCAACGGAGCAGUUGUGCGCGAAGCGCCCAAGCUCGAGCUUGCCAAGCUGGUGGCGAAUUACGGAGCAAGUUCAAACACCUCUUGGCUAGAUGAGAGGUUCUCGCACUGGCAAGACCCCUUGACGGGCGCCGUUGUGGGAUAUGUCAAGCGUGGGAAAUUUGCCAUCAUCGUUGGGGACCCACUCUGCGAUGUCAGCCAGAGCAGGCAGGUCAUCGAAGGCUUUUUGAAUCACCUCAAGACUCCGCAGAUCAAGUUGAACCCGCUAUGGCUCUUGAUCAAAGAAUCUACAGAAGAGGUCCUGGCCAGCCGCUUCAACUGGAGCUCCGUCUCGUGCAUCGUGGAGCAGCGCGUGCCAAAGGAAGGUAGACAAGCCGCGCUGGCUGCUGGGGAUAUGGAGCGCAAGCUGCGCAAAGCGGAAAAGGAAGGGCUAAAGAUCGAAGAGAUUGAGCUAAAGGAAAGGGUGCCUGAUGCGAUCAAGAAGGAGGUGCAGGAGAAGAUCGAAGAGUGGAAGAAGAGUCGAGAGGGCAAAAAGCAGCUGCAUUUGACAGAGGUGGAUCCGUUUCAGGAUGAGCUUCAUCGAGUCUACUUCAUCUCCAGGACCAAAGAGGCAGGUCUGCAAGCCAUGGUGGUUUUGGCCCAGCUUGCGCCUCAAAACGGCUGGCAGAUCAAAUGGUCCUUGGACUUUCCAAACGCCAUCAAUGGAGCCAUCGAGUCGACGAUUGUACGAGCUCUGGAGACCUACUCUACCGACCCCUUUACCUUUGGUGCAGCGGCGGGUCACGAUUUCGAAGCGGUGCACGGCGUGGGCACGCUCUCUGCCAAGGCGCUCAGCAAGACUUUCAAAACGGUCGUCGGAGCUGCUGGGUUGCAUCGAAAGAACGAGUUCAGAUACAAGAUUGGCGCAAAGGAUGAAAAGCUUUACAUUACAUUUCCCAGACAUGGGCUCAGAGGAGGAGGAAUCAGGCGCAGCGAGGUCCGGCUUUUGUACAAAACCUCUUACACGUCGCAACUUGGCAGAGCAAUACAAUCCUUUUCCUCCCUCUUGGGAAAGGGGUCGCGCAGGAAGUCAGGCAAGUCUGGUCGAGAAGACGCAGACUCCGCUGGUGUGACCAUGCUCGUGAACGCAAAGGCGAGGCGAUGCACUCUCACCAUCACGAUCACGAUCAGCGCUGAUGCCGCGCGCAUCAAUCUUCUCCAUGCUCACUUUCGCAUGGCUGGAGAGAGGAGUGAUCCAACCGGCCCAAAUAUUGAACUGCAAACCUCUCUCGACAUGCGCCUGCAAGUACUUGUGUUGCUCUCGCUCUGGACAAGCUGCGCCAUGGUCUUUGGAUACCUGACUGGCCAGCAAUGCUUCGAUCAGGACUGUCCCGUCGGUCUCUGUAACUGCUACUCUGGCUGUACUUGCGCUGGGGGCGAGGGACCAGGCGGACCACCCAGCGGAUUCAAGAGGGUGCCUGUGGCAGUAUCGGUGCCGGGGGGGAACGAUACUGUCCUCCAGUAUGCCACGGCGCUUCUGGCUGUCCGCCUUGAGCGAAGCCGAGGGAAGCCAUCCCAGCCCUUCGAAGGCGUCAAACUUGAGCAAUGGACCACGUUGCUCGCUGGAGUGAGGGUCAAUCGCGCGCUCCACACGGCAAUUUCCGUGCGCCUCAUACUGAAGAGGCUCGACGGCAACAAAGCAGUCAAAGUCGGCACACUGCUCGCCUCGUGA
Messenger RNA from Ceraceosorus guamensis, 4197 nucleotides. Its product is annotated as aspartyl-tRNA synthetase. Gene Ontology annotation, molecular function: aspartate-tRNA ligase activity; ATP binding; RNA binding. The transcript is spliced from 5 exons. Lineage: Eukaryota; Fungi; Basidiomycota; Exobasidiomycetes; Ceraceosorales; Ceraceosoraceae. The coding region runs from base 331 to 4197 and encodes 1288 amino acids. Gene Ontology annotation, biological process: aspartyl-tRNA aminoacylation. Gene Ontology annotation, cellular component: cytoplasm; aminoacyl-tRNA synthetase multienzyme complex; cytosol. The record is from RefSeq and is a predicted model, not a curated record.